Molecule: messenger RNA, 633 nt
Organism: Arxiozyma heterogenica
Lineage: Eukaryota; Fungi; Ascomycota; Saccharomycetes; Saccharomycetales; Saccharomycetaceae
Gene: XPT1
Product: xanthine phosphoribosyltransferase
Exons: 1
Coding region: 1-633 (210 amino acids)
Biological process (GO): IMP salvage; GMP salvage; hypoxanthine metabolic process
Cellular component (GO): cytoplasm
Molecular function (GO): hypoxanthine phosphoribosyltransferase activity
Source: RefSeq, a predicted model, not a curated record
AUGUCUGAAAUUAAAAAAUACUAUAUCUCUUAUAAUAACGUUCAUAAAUUAUGCCAAAAGGUAGCUAAAGAGAUUUUAACGAGAAACGAAAGACCAGAUAUUAUUAUUGGCAUCUCUGGAGGUGGGUUAAUCCCAGCUAGAGUUAUCAGAUCCUUUCUAAAACAAAAAGGGGAGAAAAAUAUUCCAAUCCAAGCUAUUGGAUUAUCAUUGUAUGAAAGUAUGGGAAAUAUGAAUGAAGGUAUGGAAAGAAUUGGUAAAGAAGUUGUUAGAACCCAAUGGCUAGACUUUGGUGCGCUUAAAGAACACUUUGAUUCAUUAAUAGGUAAGAAAGUUCUUAUUGUUGACGAAGUAGACGAUACAAGAACAACCUUACAUUAUGCUGUCAAUGAAUUACAAAAAGAAGUUGAACAACAGCAACAACUAUUGAAUAGAUUGAAUGAACCAACAACAUUUUCUGUCUUUGUUAUUCAUAAUAAGGACAAACAAAAAAAUGCUGAGUUACCUAAUGAAAUGUUGGAAAGUGGACGUUACUAUGCAGCAGAAACAGUUCCAGAUGAAUGGUUAGUAUACCCAUGGGAUGCUGAUGACAUUGAUGACCAUACCAGAUUAGCCAAGUUACAAGGCCACGACUAA